AGGACAAGGCGGAAGUGUUCAUUCAGAAUGAAAACAUGGCUGCUGCUUCUGCUUUAAGGUCCGCUGUGAACUCUAAGCUGUGUUUCUUUGUGCAUUUGGUGAUGUUUGCCUGGUAUCUGUUCACUCUGAAUGCUAACUGCUCCAUAGCGAGUUCAGGGCGACAUCCGGGCGCGCGCUCUUACGGAGGCCGGUGGAAAUAUUUAACCUUCAUUAACCUGGUGAUGCAGACGGUGUUUUUUGGACUCUGUGUGGUAACUGAUCUAAUCCACGCUGCGGAGCUGAGGAAGAGGAGCGUUUUCUCCUUCCUCGACUCAGUGCAGGAUUUCUUCUUCACCGUUCUGGCUUUUCCAGUCGGAACCUUUGUCUUCACUUCAUUCUGGUCCAUUUACACCUACGACCGAGAGCUGGUCUUCCCCAAGGCUUUAGAUGACAUCAUUCCUACAUGGCUUAAUCACGCCUUGCACACUGUAAUCCUGCCGCUGCUCCUGGUGCAGAUGUGUCUACAGCGUCACAAACACCCGAGUCGCUGCAGAGGAAUCCUGAGCCUGGCGCUCUUCGUUUCUCUCUACCUGGCCUGGGUGUUGUGGGUGCGUCAUGCGUCAGGGAUCUGGGUUUACCCCAUCAUGGCUCACCUCAGUCCUGCAGGCCUGGUCGUGUUCCUCAGUGUGGCGUCUCUCAGCAUGGCUCCUCUUUACCUGCUGGGAGAGAAACUGACCCGUGUGAUCUGGGGUCCUGCAGAUGAAUAUCAACUCAAAAACCAGAGCAUCUCAGGCACAAUCUACUCUCUCAAAGGAAAUCAGAAAAAGAAGAAGAAAUGAAGACCCAUAAAAAUGUGAAUCAAUCUACUGACCACAGGGAGACCAACCAGAUCCUUCACCAGCACUGAGAAAAUUCUGACAUUUACCCAAAGGGAUUUACAUGACAGUAGAACCAUGUCCAAAACAUUCACCCAGAUGAAUUCACCCAGAUGAAUCAUGAGUGUUCAUGGAGUUGAUACAUUAAUGUUCACACAGAUGAUUCAUUGAGACAGAUGAUUCACUAAGUGUUUUGUAAUGGUAGUGUUUAUGAUGAAGAACGGGAACAUCUGCACAUUUAUAUAAUUUUUAUUUUUAUUGCACAUUUAUAAGCUGUUUUAACAAAAUGUGUUUUCUGAAGAUAAAUAAUGCAUUUGUUGUAAUGCUGAGAUACAAAAUACUUUUUUGUAAAAGCAGCCGCUUCAGUGUUUUCAUGCCUGUAAUUUUUUUAACCUUGUAAUUCUGUAUGCUGGACUCCUAAAAUGCUGGACGUCGGGCCAGUUGUUUAUCAUGUACAAGAUUUUUAACACAAUGUAUAACCAGAUUAUUUUUAAAAAUGUCUGCUGGAUUUUUAUGUGAUGUAAUGAAUUCUGAUUUUAAUAAAAGAUAUAUAUUAUAAUAUAUAUCUUUAAAAUCUUUAUAUAAAAUAUAUAAUAUAUUA
This is a messenger RNA of Hemibagrus wyckioides, 1455 nucleotides long. RefSeq names its product androgen dependent TFPI regulating protein 1 (gene adtrp1). The record is from RefSeq and is a predicted model, not a curated record. The transcript is spliced from 6 exons. Gene Ontology annotation, cellular component: endomembrane system; membrane. The coding region runs from base 36 to 818 and encodes 260 amino acids. NCBI's taxonomy places the organism in Eukaryota, Metazoa, Chordata, Actinopteri, Siluriformes, Bagridae.